Molecule: messenger RNA, 1134 nt
Organism: Brenthis ino (lesser marbled fritillary)
Lineage: Eukaryota; Metazoa; Arthropoda; Insecta; Lepidoptera; Nymphalidae
Source: the annotation of a GenBank genome assembly
AUGGCCGCUGAGAGGUUAUUAUGGUGUACGAUGUUGCUGAUACGUCUCUGGCUUGGGGCCGGUGACCUGUGUUAUGCACAAUCAACGCUCCUAGCAUUCCAAGAUUUACUCCCGGACGACCCGAGACUGUAUGAUAAAAUGAGACCUCCUAAAAAAGACGAUCAGCCAACUAUAGUCAACUUCCAUGUAACUGUUAUGGGGCUGGAUUCUAUUGAUGAAAACUCUAUGACGUAUGCUGCAGAUAUAUUUUUUGCUCAAACCUGGAAAGACUUUCGUCUCAGACUCCCCGAGAAUAUGACUACUGAAUACAGGCUUUUAGAAGUGGACUGGCUCAAACACAUGUGGCGUCCCGACUCCUUCUUCAAGAAUGCCAAAUCUGUGACCUUCCAGACUAUGACCAUCCCUAACCAUUACGUAUGGCUGUACAAGGACAAGACCAUCUUAUACAUGGUGAAGCUAACCUUGAAACUUAGCUGUGCGAUGAACUUCCUCAUCUACCCUCACGACACCCAGGAAUGCAAGCUACAAAUGGAAAGUUUGUCGCACACGACUGACGACCUGAUUUUCCAAUGGGAUCCAGAAGUUCCGCUGGUAGUGGAUGAAAAUAUAGAACUGCCUCAACUGGAGCUCGUGCAGAACAGGACGGCGGACUGCACGCAAGUUUAUUCUACUGGAAAUUUUACGUGUCUCGAAGUAAUAUUUAAACUGAAGCGACGCCUCGGCUACCACCUGUUCAAUACCUACAUACCGACUUGCCUUAUCGUCAUUAUGUCGUGGGUGUCGUUCUGGAUCAAGCCGGACGCGGCGCCGGCGCGCGUGACGCUGGGCGUGACGUCGCUGCUGACGCUGUCCACGCAGCACGCCAAGUCGCAGGCGCAGCUGCCGCCCGUCUCCUAUCUGAAGGCGGUGGACGCCUUCAUGUCUGUGUGCACUGUAUUCGUGUUCAUGGCGUUGAUGGAGUACUGCCUGGUCAAUAUCAUAUUAGAUGAUAGAGCUGCGAAACCCAAGGAACCAGCUGAAGCAGCAAAGGCUCGUAUGCGCGCGAUCAGCAUCGACCGGUUCUCUCGCGUGUUCUUCCCCUUACUCUUCGCGGUCCUCAACGCCACUUACUGGAUACAAUUUGCGCAGUACAUC